UUUAUUCUAACCAAUCCCACUCUUGCCCAGCAAAAGUUUUCAACGCAACGACUUUCUUCCGUGUUCCUUGCUUCGUCUGAACUUCGUGCGGGUCCAAUUCAAGAAAACGCUACCUCCUUAUCGUGCGGCCGGUCGACAAACGUCAAAAUAAACAACCUAACCUAAAACAUUCCUGUGGAUAUCAAGAAUGUAAGAAUUUGUUAACAGUAAAUAAUCGAUAUGACCUCUUACGGAAAAGCAGAAACAGAAAAACUCAAGCACAACCUGGAAAGCCAAUUGGACAGGCUCAUUGAACAGUUGGCGGAUCUAGAAAAUUGCAAAAAUGAUUUGGAACUUGAAGAGUAUGAAGAAACUAAACAAGAAACUAUGGAACAGCUUAAAGAACUGAAUGAUAGUCUGAAUAAGCUUGUUAAUGGAGAUAUUUCACUUAUAAGUGCCUUGGGUGCUGUGCAACUUGCAACACAAGCAGCCAUAUCUCAAGCCUUCAAAACACCAGAAGUUAUAAGACUUUUUGGGAGACGCGAACCUAAACAAUUAAGGGAGAGAUUGUCUACAAUAGAACAGGAAUUGAAGCUCAAUAAACUGAGUGUUACAGCUAGAAAUAGACAAAAGGCUGAAAUUUUAACAGCCUUAAGACAGCUUAAUGAGCAACUGUCCACAGAAGAACUACAGUUCCUUGAAAAUCAUAAUGAUGUAUCAAAUGCAUUCAAAAACAUUGAAUUUGAGUCUGUAAAUGAAUAAUAUUUAAUAAAAAUAACUAUUUUAAUUAUAA
This is a messenger RNA of Aethina tumida (small hive beetle), 772 nucleotides long. Its product is annotated as protein LZIC-like. The record is from RefSeq and is a predicted model, not a curated record. Gene Ontology annotation, molecular function: beta-catenin binding. Lineage: Eukaryota; Metazoa; Arthropoda; Insecta; Coleoptera; Nitidulidae. Bases 220 to 741 code for a protein of 173 amino acids. The transcript is spliced from 4 exons.